AUGUGCCCCCCUUCCACAAAUGCCCUCCUUCUGCGCCUAUAUCAAUUUCGUCGUAUAGUUUUAUCUUGCACAUUUGUGCAAAACCCACUUAUUCUGUCCUCCCCUUAUUAUUUUUUUUUUUUUAAGUCAAAAAUGAGAAAAGGAAAACCGAGGCAUGUGCCAAUGUUUCUACGAGGAGAAAAUAGAAAUAUAUUUUUUACAUUUUUCUCAUAUUUUAUGUCAAAAAAUGAGUUGGAUAUCAUCUUUGAGCAUUACGAUAUCGGAUUAAUUGUUCUCACCAAAAUUCACAACAUAAGGAAAAAAUAUGAAGAUGAAAAAUAUAGCAUGCAGGAGGAUGACAAUAAGCUGGACAAAGAAGAUGAGGAGUCGUUUGAACAAAAAGUUAGAACCUUCUUCCUGAACUAUAACAUGGACCCUCCACAUGGCCAAAAUUAUGACACAGAAAAUGGGAACCAUAAUGGCUAUGAAAACUAUGGAACAAAUGUCAUAUAUGACCAAACGGAUGGGGGAAACGCGAACAAAUCAGAUGGUAAGGAGAAUAAUGCCUUUUCAUCCAAUACAGGGACGGAAGGGACGAAACGCGAAGGCGAUGAGAACAAGCUCCAUAGUGUAGCGGAAAGGGUGACUCAAGAAGUUCAUCAGAGGGAUGAUCACAGCGUUGUGCAGAAUAUUACCCUAAACGCAGAUAUUAAUCUAACUACACAGACCAAUCCCCAAGAAAUAACUUGCAACGAAGUUACCAAAAAAAGUACGUUAAAGUUAGAAGAAAGAGUUGACAAUCAUGAAAUGUGUCGAAAAAACAUAAAAUUAAAGGUGGAAGAAUGCCAUCGUGAAAAUGAAUUCGAAGUAACAGAGCACCCAGAAGAUACAAAUAACACCAGUACCAGCUGUCACAACACAUUGAGCUCAAAAGAGAAUACUCCUGCUAACAUGAAGAAUUUUAAUCAUGAAGGUCAUAACCUGAGAGAAACAAAAAAAAGAAAUGCCCAUGAAAUAGGAAAGCUGAUCAAAAUAGAGGCAAGUGGCAAAGAGAAAGAUGAGGGCCAAAAGAGGACAGGUCAAAUGGACCAGAAUAUACGCGUGCAGAAGAACCUACAGAAGGAAAAACAAACACAAGGGUCUAAAAACGGAGAGAGGAGACAGGACAAGAAAAAAGGAAAACAACAUAUGUCUGUAGAAGUGAAAAGGGAAAUUGUGCGUAGUGAAGCGGACGGGGGUGGACGUAGCAAAUAUGGUGAAGACCCAAAUGACGCGAGCAAGCAACACAUAGGUGAAAAGAUAAAAGGCAGGACAGAACCGGAUGACACCAUUUUCCCCGCACGAAAGAAAAAUGAAACUUACAAAAAGUUCAGCAAAAGAAUCAACAGAAAAAAAAUAAACGAAUUUGUAGACUACCCAGACGAGCACUGCUUUUACAUCACGGAUCUGUGUAAAAAGGGAACUAUGCUAUCGCUCAAGAGGAAUCAAUUAACCAACCAGCAUAGAGAUAAAUAUAAAUUUCCCAUUUAUCCGAAAUUUACAAACCCUCCAACCACGAACCAGUACUUCCCAUUUAGUAGGGAAAUUCAUCCUCUAAACAACAUUCGCAUGAAACUUAAGUUAUUUAAGCAUCUAAAUGGAAAACCCCUUACUACAAACAUCCUUAAUGAAUUAGAUCAUCCACAGAAUAGAAAAGAAAAAAGAUCAUAUGAUCUAUGUGCCUCAUUUAACGAAUACGAUAUUUUACGAAACUUCUACCAAGUAGAUGGAAAUCACAUGCCCAAUCAUACCUACACCCUCGAGAAUGUCGAAAGUGUAGUUUAUGAUACGUGUGAUCGUCCAUCCUUUAUGAAUUUACAAAAUGCUAUUUGCGAUAUGAACGAAGAGGACAUCCCAGCCAGAGGGAGAAAUGCAGCCAACGGAGGUGAGAUACAUGCACUCAGCUUUAACGGGAUGAAGGGGGAUAACGAGAAGAGUGUUGUCGGGAAGGACGGAGGGCGCAUAGGGGAUGCCCCCGUCAACGGAAGCUAUGAUCAGUGUGCCACAACAAAUAAUAUAAUUGAUGAGUAUGCUACAACCAACGGCAGAAGCGAUUCAUGUAAAAAAUUCAAAAACGACCAGCACCAUUUCCAUAAUAAAAAUACACUACACAGUGGAGAGAAUAUCGUAAAAGGGAAACCCACUUAUGGGGAGAAACACGGAGAAGCCACAGAACAAAUCAGCCCAAUGAAUCAUUUAACUGAUCUCGUAAAACGAGAACCGACAUUACCCACGAUGAGUUGUGACCACAAAAUGUACAGCGAGGGAGAGAGUAUUUUAUGCUCCAUUAAUCCAAAUGGUCUGACAACCCGUGAACACAGGAAUGAACCUUUCCUGAAUAUAAACGCCCCGUUGGAAAACAACAACGCGGGUAGUAGUAGCUAUCCAAACAGUACAUACACACCAUAUGCACAAUACCCACAGUAUUCAGUGUGCCCACAGUACCCAGCGUACCCACAGUUCUCAACAUACCCACCCUACUCAACAUACCCACCCUACUCAACUUACAAUUCAAAUUUUCAAGGAAAUCCCAUGAUAAGCAGCCACCUUAGCAAUAAUAACGUAGAAAAUUAUUUCACCAACGCAGAUGGCAUAAAUUAUAGGAUUACAAAUAUGAAUUUCAAUUCAAAUGGUAGCAUCGCAGAAGAUGUCCACAACAACCCUGUGAUGAACACUCCCCAUAAUAGCGUCUACCCCAUGAGUAGUAACAAUUAUAUCCUUAACAGAAAAAGCAUAAGUAUGUUCUCCGAUGGAAAAUUCCUCACAGAUAAUCCCCUUCCAAACGGAAACGUCAACCUUAGCUUCUUCAAAAAUGAUCUAUUUAACGCAAGAAGAAGUUUUUCCUAUAAUAAUUAUUACCAACAUUCAAAUCCAUACUACAUUUUCAAGUAUAAUAAUCAUCCCGGUAUGACCACCCGCAAUUAUUACAGCAAUAGUUACACCACAAUGAAUAAUCGGAGCAGUAGUUACACUAACGGAGGAAUAGCCAACGGGGCCCAUCUCUUCACAGAUAAGGAAUACAUAAACAUGUUUCCAAAAAAUUACAGGAAACGGAGUUUCCAUCAUAGGAAUUCUUCCAACCAAGAAAAUACAUCGCAGAUAAGUAACCACAACUUCGCUCCUUGCAUGCGUAACCAGAACGACCAUUUAAACCACCAGACAAACAGCAGAAAUAUUCCGUUCCAUAUCAAUCAAUACACUGUCAAUGAUAUUGUAAGCACUUCGCACAAAGACAAACAGGAAGGCAACGCUCAUAAUAUAUCAGGAGCAAACCCUAAUCAACUACUCAACGGAUCAUACAACGAGAGAGUGAAUGAAUUUGGCACAUCAAUACCUGGGGAGUGCUUUCAAAACACCAGUGCAGUCGACUUGGAAAACCAAGCAACCGUUCCUGCGAACAUUUUAAUCAACGUGCAAAAUGCAAAUGAAGAACAAGUAAAAAAAAUGCAAUCGCUGAUAACCAAUUCGUCUGAUAGCCAGAUUUCCUCACCCAAAGAUGGAAUAUCGACAUUGGAUGGACCGCCAACCCUCCAGGACGUUGCCGUUCGUUAUCUUCGCGACGAAUUACCCGUUGUAGAUGAUGGUGGCGAUGGAGUCCACGGUGUAGGAAACGGUCCUGGAAACGGCCCUGGAAACGGCCCUGGAAACGGCCCUGGCAACGUUGCAGGAGGAGAGCCCCCCAAAACAGUUAAACAAGAAAUAGGAGAGACACACGCAGAUGUACAAGCAGAAGAAAUACCUGGCGCAGAAACGUUGAUCCCAGACCAUCACGUCGAAGGUAAGCAUAUCAUUACGCAAGGGGGGAGCCUCAAUAAUAAUGAGAAAGCAAGGCAGGUGAUCACAAAUAACAGUCCGUCUCGCACAGAAAAAAAUUACGCAGAUAUGCACACAGGCAAUAGUGGGGAGAAGCAUCAGAAGGAUGGCCCAAAUUAUGUAUUGACAAAUAAGUUACACUGGGGAGAAAACAAAGAGCCAGGAAUUGCAGGGGAUUUAAUCUGUGUAGAGGAAGAAGUGCGAGAAAUUUUUUCCCACGACAGUAAAACAAUGAGAAGGUAUAGCAACAAGCCAAACGUGGGAAAACAUGAGAAGGCGGAUUUGCACUGGAUGGGCAUAGGCGAAGUGAGUACACAGGGAGACGAAUUAGAGGGAACGCCCAGCCAUGCCUUUCACCCUGACGCUGAUCCGGAGCAGCAGCAAUCGCAACAGCAAUCACAACAGCAAUCGCAACAGCAAUCGCAACAGCAAUCACAACAGCAAUCGCAACAGCAAUCGCAACAGCAAUCGCAACAGCAAUCGCAACAGCAAUCGCAACAGCAAUCGCGGCAGCAAUCAUCACGACCAUCACCACAGCGAUCGCAACCAUGGAACCUUCCCCGCGCGGAGCACUCACACCUUUCGGCGAACACGCAACAUGAAGAACUCAACCAGAAGGGCAAUAUCUUUCCGUCUCUGUCUAAACAGGAGAACAAUCCCAAAGAGCAGGACCACAUUACCUCCGUCUACACGUAUGAACAGAACGACUCAAGGGAAGGAAGGAAAACAGAUAGAAGCAACAGCGAAGUAAUUAUUUGCCCACCGUCGUAUUAUGUGAAUUGCCUCCCCCAUCCGAUAAAAAGCGAGCCUAUUUUUAAUGCACAAAAUGUAUAUAAUCAUGUGAGAGGAGAAAAUAAGAAUGCGCUGAAUUCACAUGCUGAGAAAAAUAAUUACACAUCUCACCUUAACAAGACGAAGGAGGUUCUCCUUGAAAGAACCCCAGAGUGUAUAAUUGCCAAUAUCCAUGAACCGUCGCCAUGGGUACAACUACCCCCAAAGGACGAACAGAAUAACAUCCAUGAACAAAGGAGCGACAACAACUAUGCCUUAAACCAUGUAAAUUAUUUACCAUUGCAAAAUGGGUACUGCAAUAAGGAAGACAAAUACACUACAGUUAAGGAAAUUAACAAAAUGCUCGUUCAGAAUAGUGAAAAUUACGUUUUAACGAAGCAAGAAAUUUAUAGCAAUGCAACUCAUAACACGGUACAUGUGCAAUCACAUGGUAUGAAUAACUUUACAACUUCGAUGAAGAAUGAUGAACUAGUGGAAUGUAGGAUGGACAGAAAUGUGAAUAUGGACAUCAUACGGGACGAGCUGAACAACAAUGCCGAUAGUACCCUCGGCAAGGGCAUGGCCAUCAGUACAGUCAACAAAAUAGACUCCAUGAACGCGAUAAACACGACGAACACGACGAACACGACGAACACGACGAACACGACGAACAUGACGAACACGACGAACACGAUGAACACGAUGAACACGAUGAACAUCUACACCAACGGCGUCGUAGACAAAAGGAUAAGUCGAAAUGAAUACGCAAAUGAAAAUCUAUACUACCCACGAUGCGACAACGUACUUGUAAACAACUACUUGCGAGAUUCCCAUUUUAACAAUCUCCAAAGCUUGCAGUAUUACACAGGGGAUCAUAUGAUGCCCUCAAUUUUUCCACACCUAAAUCCACAUUAUGUGCAAAAUAAAUUUACCUCCUUAGAGAAUAAAAAUAAUUUUGAACAUAGUAAAUUAGGAACAGUGCAGCGUACUCAACAGGAUAAUUACGAAAAUAGGAUUAACACUAAUGUAGAAGAUUUAAGCGCAGUAUAUCCAUAUCACAUGAUGGAAACACAAAACCACAUGCAUGCUAAUUAUAUGCCCUACGAUUCUAACUACUACAAUGAGGAGCUGAACCCCAAUUCCUCCGGCUAUGGUGGUAAUGUAAACAACAUGAACUCAUUUAACGAGGAUGAGUUAAAUAUUUCAUACAACAACUGUUACUUAACCCGGUACAACAUGGAUAAUUACUACCGCGGCACAAAUGAAAGAAACAUGUAUGAGCAAAACCUACUUAACCAAUAUAAAAGUAUCCAUGGAGAGAAUCCGUUCCCCUUUUACAAUCCAUUAAAUGCAUAUGCAGGAGGGAUCGUCGCCAAACAAGGGUUUCUCUGGAGACACGCGAAUGAGAGCGCGAACAUAACAGUAGAUCGCGAAAAUGUCCAUCCCGUGGGGGAAAUCCCCAACAAAUAUAGCCACAACAGGGAGGACGCCUUCAACCAACGCAAUGAAGAGAAAAGUGAUGAACCAGAUAACAACGCCAGUGCAGGUAACAGUAUCCGAAACGGAAACGGUAACAACAAUAGUAACAAUAAUGAAGGCGGAACAAUCAUCCAAACGCACCCCUUUUUCAACCGCGAGACGAACAACCCAUAUAGCCAAUGCAACAUGGAAAUCACACAGAAUAUUAGCGAAAACUACCAAGCAUAUUUACAAAGCGCAGCAAGUGACAGCCUUAACAAAAUUAAUGAAAAAAUUCAGCCAUCACAGAUAGACACAAGCAACAAUCUAUAUGACAUUGUCGAAAGCAACAUUACUAAAGGAAAUUCCCAAUGCGAUUUCUUGCAAAGAGAAAAUAAUGACCAAUAUGAAAUGAUUGCCAGUAUAACAUCUAGAGAGUCACCUAACUCAUACAUUAAUGCUAUCAAUAGUGGAGAACAUACGGACAACUUCAAUUCGAAUGCCACCGCUGAUGUGUUCAACGUUCAGACGACAGACGACAUAACAAAUAUUUUUUCCGACAACGUGGAACAGGUGAAAUGGAACCACUUCUUAGAUCACACGAACCAUGCGUACCAUGAUCCCUCCGUGUACAAUUAUCAUCAAACAUGUAAUGGCCAAAGCAGUGUGGGAAGUAGAAUGCAUAUGCAGAAUAUACCAUCUUAUAACAAUUUGGCUAGCUUAAAUGACACCCUCCAAAGCAGUCUCACUAACGGAAUGACCGACCAAAGGCACAUCAACAGUUGUUACGCAAAUGACGUGACUAACUACAAUCAGUGUAAUACUUGUAAAAUAAUACCUGUAACUAAUUUGAGCUUAGUAAAAAUGCAAAAUGAAAGUAUAGAAAAAGAAAUUUUACCCAGUGAUGCUCUCCCUUUUAAUAACCACAGAAAUGCCCAUACAUCUGAUGAUAACAGGAUGGAUAAACGGUUAAACCAGAUGUGCGGUGAUCAAACGAGUGAAGAUACCACUUCUACAGUAAAACAGGAAAAUCAGUUUUCCAUGGAUAGAGGUAGAAAUGCAGAUGAACAGAAUGACGCACAAAUGUGUGUCCUUCAAAAGGGCGCAGAUACAUACGGUCAACAAAAUAAUCCCCUUCAACAGAUCAUAGGCCAUUUCAACCCAUAUAAUGACACCUACAGCGUUAUGCACCCUGUAAAUUAUCGCCCUAAUUUUAUCAAUGGAGAAAAUUACUAUCCAUAUGUUCCUCCCCCAAAUUUUAACCUAAUAAACGGAUAUGACGAAAACAGCACCGCUGAUACUAAAAACACUUUUGUGUGCGUAAGCAAAGGACCCACUUCUGAACAGAGCAACAGUACUACCAUUAGGUACGACAUGAGCGACCAAAUAAACCAUUCCAUAAACACUGCAAUGAAGAGUAAUUACAACACUAACUGUUAUAAUCUACAUAAUGGAGUGGAAAUAAAAAAGGGAACAUUAUCAAAUGAUUUAGAAGACACCACAACUUUUGGUAGCUAUCAAAAUGGGUACCAUCUAACAUUUUAUCAAAAUUGGGAUAAUAGAAAUGGCCAAUUGAAUAACAACCAUCAUGUAGAUUAUCCUAACCUUCGUAUGAUAGACUCUUGUCAGAAGAUGUACAAUGCGACAUCAAAUGAAAAUGUAAAUUCCUUGGUAUCGUGCACAAGUAGGAAUAAUAACCCAAACGGUAGCGACAUGUUAAGCUCCUUUUUUGGUAACACUAUUAUGAGGAGGAACAGCCUGAAUAAUCAGAAUUGCUUUUCGCAGGAGCAAAAUGCCUUGUGCAACAUUUCAGGAAAUGGAAGAAGUACUCUCGGCCGGGAAAUUGUUGACGACCAUCCGAUGAGCCUCAGUUACGUGAGAAAUAAUAAUUAUAAUACUUACAUGUAUUUGUUCUAUUUAUAUAAACAACUUGAAAACAGAAAUCUAAUGAACAGUGUAAGUGUAGCAGGUGGCACAAAUGAUACCAAUGGAAACGUGCAUGUCCAUCAAAAUAUAAUCGAUUUUAACAAACUCCAGGUACCCUUGUAUAAUAGGAGCAUCCCCAAUGGCACAAACGAGGGAUGCGAAAAUUACGUUAAUGAGAGACCCCAAAACAGCGAGAAAAUUCACACCCAACAAAGCGGUGAGACACAAUAUAAAGAUGCAUUCCAAAAUGUGCCCUCACAAAAUAUUAACCAGAACAGCAUAAACCAUUACAGAGAAACACAAAAAUCAGCUAACAACAAGCCCUUCGAUGUAGACUCAGGCAGAAAUGUGAGCAAUGAAAUAAACAGGUACAUCGAAAAUUAUCAGAACCAACUAAAUUGCAUUAACAACAUUAAAGGCAAUUUACUAAAUUGUAAUGCAUAUAACGUAGGUGUUCCUAAUAAUAAUUUUCCACCAAACUACCCUGUGCAUUUAUUAAACUGCAACGUGCAAUGUAGCAACGUGCAAUAUAGCAACGUGCGAAAUAGCACCCCCCCAGAUAGAAAUUCGCUUUGCCUAAAUGCAUUAAACGGUGUUUACCCGUCCCAACAUAGUAAUUAUAAUACGCCCAAUUUUACUGAAAACAGAAAUGCCCUAUUAAAUGAUGACAGGAGGGACCAUAUAUUCAAUAACAUUAACUACCCUUUGAACCAAUUGCAGAACAUCCUCCACAGAGACGGUAGAACCCAAAAUGCUGACACUCCCCUCCCCAUUCCGCUGAUAAAUUAUUACAAUUUGCAAAUGUUACUUAACUCCAUGAGGGAAAAACAAAUAUACAAUUCGAUGAACCAAGACGAUUCACAACAUGGCAUUGAUAUGAGCGGCAAAGAGGAUCAUGUCGCCGAUUUGACUGCAAGAGUGAGCGGGAUGCAGAACAGAAACAGAAACGAAUACAACAUUAAUUACAGAGGAGAUGAUAAAAGCAUCCUCAAAGACAAUACGAAGGAUGCAGGAAAAACAAAUACCAAAGGGGGAAACGCCAAAAAUCUGAGAAAACACAGUUAUUCUAUAUCCUCCGUGGGGUUCAGCAACAGAAGCAAGAGAUGGACCAUUUGCCCUUCUUACGUCUGCUGUAACAGCGCCCUCUGCAGAUUCAAACUCACGUGCAAUUUCAAGUUUUUGCAAUUCAACCAGAAUUAUAAUACGUUUAACACUCCAUGCGCUGUAUACAACUGCUACAAAAAUAUUAUGAACAAACAUAAUUACUUUACCUCCACGUUGUGUCCACAACAAACUUACCUAUCCAAACAUUCAGCACAGGAGCACGAAACGAUUUUCAACGUAUAUUGGCACCUGCUCAACAAAGAAAAGUAUCAAUACAUACAAAAUAUUAUCCUGUUCCUCGACAGCAAUUUAUACACCAGAGCCGUGUGGUUACUAAAAAAGGGUUACAAUAUGGACGACUUCCAAGUUCAAAAGGCGGAAAGAAAAUUGAUAAAAUUGAUGCUCCUAGUUUUCAAAUUUACUCAUGACUAUAAAAAUGACAGUGGUAAAUACGAACAUAUAAAAUCCUUCCUGUAUUCUCUGAAAAGCAGCCACAUCAAUUUUGAGCUCAUGAAUCGCUUCCUCUUCUAUUGA
This is a messenger RNA of Plasmodium knowlesi strain H, 9624 nucleotides long. RefSeq names its product sporozoite and liver stage asparagine-rich protein. The record is from RefSeq and is a predicted model, not a curated record. The coding region runs from base 1 to 9624 and encodes 3207 amino acids. NCBI's taxonomy places the organism in Eukaryota, Apicomplexa, Aconoidasida, Haemosporida, Plasmodiidae. The transcript has 3 exons.